AUGGAUAACUAUUCUUGGGGUCAAUCUCUGCAGGAGGUUAAUGUCACUGUUUCCGUACCUCGUGGAACAAAGUCCAAGUUCAUUGCAUGCGAAAUAAAGAAGAAUCAUCUUAAAGUUGGGCUCAAAGGGGAUCAAAAAGCUAUCUCUAUCCUCCUAACCAAGCACAACAAGAUGGAAUGGUGGAAAUAUUUGGUAAAAGGUGAGCCAGAGAUUGAUACCCAGAAAGCUGAACCUGAAAGCAGCGAAAUCACUGAUCUGGUCUCGGAAAAGGCGUUCAACAGUGGAAAAGAUGACGGUAAAAUAUGCAUCUUAAUUGUUAAUGUGUUUUCCUUGAAAUACUGCGUGCAGUUUGAUCGACGACAGAAAUCCAUGGGCCUUCCGACUAGUGAUGAGAUGCAAAAACAAGAAAUUCUGAAGAAAUUUAUGGCUGAGGUUAAAUUUGAGAAAGCACUUCCACUUCUUCAGUUUCCUUACACGUAG
Fraxinus pennsylvanica is the source of this 480-nucleotide messenger RNA. The record is from the annotation of a GenBank genome assembly. Lineage: Eukaryota; Viridiplantae; Streptophyta; Magnoliopsida; Lamiales; Oleaceae.